Molecule: messenger RNA, 243 nt
Organism: Annulohypoxylon maeteangense
Lineage: Eukaryota; Fungi; Ascomycota; Sordariomycetes; Xylariales; Hypoxylaceae
Product: cytochrome c oxidase subunit VIIc
Exons: 2
Coding region: 1-243 (80 amino acids)
Biological process (GO): mitochondrial electron transport, cytochrome c to oxygen
Source: RefSeq, a predicted model, not a curated record
AUGCUCGCGCAACCCGUCGCCCGCGCCAGCCCGCGCAUCACCUCCCUCAUCAGCCGCCGGGCUUUCCACGCAACCCGCGCUCGUCUAUCCUCCCCGUACCAUUACCCCGAGGGUCCCUACUCGAACUUGCCUUUCAACCCCAAGACGCGUUUCUUCGCCUUCCGAUUCUGGGGCUACAUGGCCACCGGCUUCUUCGCCCCGUUCGGCAUCUGCGUGUGGCAAACCAACAAGCCCAAGUCUUAG